UGCGAAGUUUGCCGAUUGCAGUUUCUCUCGUAAUUCCGCGAGACUUUACGGCUUUACUGGCAGAUUUCAUCGUACUGAAAACAACGUUUAGGUCAACAUGCCAAAAGUAAAGAGGAGCAGGAAACCCCCUCCAGAUGGAUGGGAACUCAUCGAGCCUACUUUGGAUGAACUUGAUCAGAAAAUGCGCGAGGCUGAAACAGAGCCACAUGAGGGAAAGAGGAAGGUGGAGGCACUGUGGCCUAUAUUUCGCAUCCAUCACCAGAAGUCACGAUAUCUGUAUGAUCUUUUCUACAGGAGAAAAGCUAUCAGUAGAGAACUGUACGAGUACUGCCUGAAGGAGGGGAUAGCAGACAAGAACCUGAUAGCCAAGUGGAAGAAACAAGGUUAUGAGAACUUGUGCUGCCUCCGCUGUAUCCAAGUCCGCGACACCAACUUUGCUACCAACUGUAUCUGCAGAGUACCUAAAGGAAAGCUUGAAACUGGCAAGAUUGUUGAAUGUAUACACUGUGGAUGCAGAGGCUGUUCCGGCUGAUUCAGAGAAAAGUGGGAUUUUGUUUUCAACUAAUCUCAGACCUCAUGUGACCUUUACAAGUCAUGAAGAUUUCACACACUUUUUUAAUUAUCCAUUUGGCUCAUUGUAGUGUGAAUACAACAAAUUCAUAUGUGACAUAUUUUUAAAUUUGUUUGCAUAUUUUAUGGAUUUGUUUGUAUUCAUUGUAAGAAAAAGAAUAUGUCAGUCACAAUCAUGUUGUUUGCCUUAUUGAUAAUUAGGAUGCAAUUUGGUAUGUAGAUAUUUUCAAAGGUUUUCAGUCAUUUUAUGUGUGUAAUUUGGGAUCGGUUAUGUAUGUACAAUUCAAUACACUUUUCACAAACUUUCAAUGAUACAUCAUGUAUAUAUUUCUCACUCUCAGCUUAUGUAAAUAUGAAUGUUUCUGUCACCAUGGUAACUGUUUACUAUAGAACCAUUUUGGAUGAAGUAAUUUGUGUUUACAACAGUACGCUUGGUGGUGAUAGAUUCACAAGAGAGUACAUAAUUUUCAGUUUUAACAGUAAGUGUGGUUCUAAUGUAUGUGUGAAUAAAAUGGGAAAAAUCAAAAA
Messenger RNA from Haliotis rubra (blacklip abalone), 1098 nucleotides. RefSeq names its product protein BUD31 homolog. NCBI's taxonomy places the organism in Eukaryota, Metazoa, Mollusca, Gastropoda, Lepetellida, Haliotidae. The transcript has 4 exons. The record is from RefSeq and is a predicted model, not a curated record. Gene Ontology annotation, biological process: mRNA splicing, via spliceosome. Gene Ontology annotation, cellular component: spliceosomal complex; nucleus. The coding region runs from base 98 to 532 and encodes 144 amino acids.